AUGAGAGCAUGUGACGUCUGUCGGAAGAAAAAGCAGAGAUGCGUCACCUUACACGGGUCUUCGAGCUGCUUGACCUGCCAGGCUGCCGGUCUAUCUUCAUGCACAUUCUUGCAACCUCCUCCGCCAAAACGACGUGCUACUGCGGGAAACACAAAGGAGUUUACUGCUAGAAAGUCCCGCGGCCGAGGCCCCUCAGAGGAGCCGUCAUCAGUAUCACCUAAUUCCAUAUUAGACCAUGAACUCGACUACCCCAAGGAAUCAAUCCUGACAAAGACCCUAGGUCUUGAAAAGAGCCGCUUCUCAGAACUCAUUGGACCUGGUGGCGAGCAUGACUCUUACUUGUUACAAACAGCUCAAGCUCGCUCCUUAUCGCGGCCGUCAGGAGAUGGCGAUCACACGACAAUAUCCAGUGGAAUGCUUAGUCCGACGGCGAUGCGAAGGGUUCAUGAAAAUGUCUUUUUUCAGAUGGCACCCGACGCUGAAGUCUCGCAGAGCCUCCGAAAAGACGACACGUGGGAUGAAGUCAGCGUCGAUGAUGUUGAGUCUCUUGUGCGUCCACACGGUGCGACAUUGAUCAAGCUGUACUUUCGCAUUGUACACCCAUCGUUCCCCAUUUUACACAAAAAUGUAUUCGUGGAGAAAUACAACCGGACAUAUCGAGAGAUUACCCCGCAUCUUCUAGCUGCUGUCUAUGCGUUGGCUGUUUGCUGGUGGUCUUAUGAUCCAGAUCUCUUGUUACAAGAGAAGAUAAACGAGGCUGCUCUGGUUAGAAUUGCCCAUCACGCCGUACAGGAUGCCAUCCAUCGGCCUCGUUUAAACACUAUACAGGCUGGCCUUUUACUGCUGCAGCGUCAUCGUAAUCCAUUGUUUAUGGACAACUCCUGGAUGUGGUCUUUCACUACGUCACUAUUGGGCCUGGGCCAGCAUCUUGGGCUCCAUCUAGACUGCUCGAGUUGGGACAUUCCAGAGUGGGAAAAGGGGCUUCGAAAGCGACUAGCUUGGGCUUUAUUUACCCAAGACUCGUUCUCAGCGCUGGUCCUUGGGCGGCCUUGCCUUAUUUCCGAAGCAACCGACUGGAUCGUGAAGCCACUACAAAGCACCGAUUUUUCAGAAGGUGCUGGCGAUGAGGAGGCAAGUGACCAGAUUGGAAGCGUUAGUAUUGAGAACGGGAAGACUUUAUUCAUGGAGUUAGUAAGCUUAAGUCGCAUCACGGCACGCAUGCUGCGUGAGCUCUACUCAAUCAGAUCUCUUGCAGAAGUGCUAGAACCCCAACAAGUGCUCGCUAUUGCGAAGCCAUUGGGAACUGAUCUUGCUCAAAUGCUCAAAAGCCUCCCUGAAGUAUUAAGUCUAGAUAAUAUAGAACCUGGAAAGCUGUGUGUGAAUGGAUUCCUCCAUCUUGCGCUGCAUGCAACAACUGCAGCACUACAUCGGCGCCUGCUUUGGGCUAUACAGCAAUCAAAAUCUGAGAUUGACCCACAGUUUACCCAAUUCAUUCGCAAAAUGCUUCGGACCCGGGCACACAGUCUUGUCCAAUUUAUAUCUCAUCUUCGGCCAGAGCAUAUGGAAGCCUUUUGGUUUUUUGCUGCUGGAGGAUGUGCGACUAUACUGGGAGGCUUUCUCGGUCUUCUCCGCACUACAAGUGCCACCAUGGAGGAAUCGGAGGACCUUCAAAAGCUCAUGAAAGAAUUUGAAUGGCAGCUUCGAAUGAAAGCGAAGAUGAGUGAUUGGGUAUCCUACACCUUGACUCGACUUCGUGCACUUGGAUGGGACGAUUGGAAAAACUCCAAACUCGCAUUUCCAGAGUCUGCUCCAAACAUAUCUUUUGAAAACGAAAGUGGCGAUACUGAGAGAUAUAAUGUUUUAUCUGGAGAAAUAGAAGAGAACGUCGCCAUCUCACCAUUUUCAAUUCAGUCACUUUCUGCAGCUUUUAUCGACCUUGACAACAUCAUGUUGUGGACCAUUCCCGAUUCGAAUGGUUCUGUUUAUGAUUUUAUACCCCCUGGAACGUGA
Talaromyces marneffei is the source of this 2010-nucleotide messenger RNA. RefSeq lists its product as uncharacterized. The record is from RefSeq and is a predicted model, not a curated record. Gene Ontology annotation, biological process: DNA-templated transcription. Gene Ontology annotation, cellular component: nucleus. Gene Ontology annotation, molecular function: DNA binding; zinc ion binding; DNA-binding transcription factor activity, RNA polymerase II-specific. The transcript has a single exon. The coding region runs from base 1 to 2010 and encodes 669 amino acids. Lineage: Eukaryota; Fungi; Ascomycota; Eurotiomycetes; Eurotiales; Trichocomaceae.